GGGCAGGCGUGGCCCAAGAUGGCGGCGCCCUGAGCGGGCCCGGCCGAGCCAUGGCGGCACCGGGAGAGGCACCGGGAGAGGCGCCGGGAGAGGCGCUCCGGGCCGUGCUGCGGCCCAGCGGGGCUCUCCCGGCCGAGGCUCUCCCGGUGCGCGGCUACGACUUCUCGGGAGGCGCGGACCACGCGGCGCUGCUCCGCUCCUUCCGCACCACCGGCUUCCAGGCCACGAGCUUCGCGCAGGCGGUGGCGGAGAUCGAGCGGAUGAUCGCGGCCAAGCUGGAGCCGCUGAGCGCGGAGCAGCGGGAGCGAGCGGCCAUGGCCGGGCCGCGGCCGCCCUCGGGCUGCACCAUCUUCCUGGGCUUCACCUCGAACCUGGUCAGCUCCGGCGUCAGGGAGAGCAUCCGCUACCUGGUGCAGCACGGCAUGGUGGACGUGCUGGUGACCACGGCCGGGGGGGUGGAGGAGGACCUGAUCAAGUGCCUGGCGCCCACCUACAUCGGGGACUUCCAGCUGCGGGGCCGGGACCUGCGGCACAACGGCAUCAACAGGAUCGGGAACCUGCUGGUGCCCAACGAUAACUACUGCAAGUUCGAGGACUGGCUGAUGCCCAUCCUGGAGACGAUGGUGGACGAGCAGGACACGCAGGGCGUGCGGUGGACGCCGUCCCGGAUGAUCGCCCGGCUGGGCAAGGAGAUCAACAACCCCGACUCCAUCUGCUACUGGGCCCAGAAGAACAACAUCCCGGUGCUGAGCCCGGCGCUCACCGACGGCUCCCUGGGCGACAUGAUCUUCUUCCACUCCUACAAACGCCCGGGGCUCGUGCUGGACAUCGUGGAGGACCUGCGCCUCAUCAACACCCAGGCCAUCUUCGCCCGCAAAACCGGCAUGAUCAUCCUGGGCGGGGGUCUGGUCAAGCACCACAUCGCCAACGCCAACCUCAUGAGGAACGGCGCCGAUUUCUCCGUCUACGUCAACACGGCGCAAGAGUUCGACGGCUCCGACUCGGGCGCGCGGCCGGACGAGGCCGUGUCCUGGGGCAAGAUCCGCGUGGACGCCACGCCCGUCAAGGUCUAUGCCGACGCCUCGCUCGUGUUCCCGCUGCUCGUGGCCGAGACGUUCGCGCGGAGCGCCGACGCUUUCGGGGGGCCAGCGGCGACCCCCGAGGCGUGAGGGACCCCCAAAGCCUGGGGACCCUCAAGAACUGGGGGACCCCCGAGGCGUGAGGGACCCCCAGAGCCUGGGGACCCUCAAGAACUGGGGGACCCCCGAGGCGUGAGGGACCCCCAAAGCCUGGGGACCCUCAAGAACUGGGGGACCCCCGAGGCGUGAGGGACCCCCAAGAACUGGGGGACCCCCAAGGCGUGGGGGACCCCCGAGGCGUGAGGGACCCCCAAGACUUGAGGGACCCUCAAAGCCUGGGGACCCCCAAGGUCUGAGAGAUCCCCAAGAACUGCGGGACCCCCGAGGCCUGAGGGACCCCCAAAGCCUGGGGACCCCCAAGACCUGAGGGACCCCCAAGACUUGAGGGACCCCUGAGGCCUGGGGACCUCUGAGUCCUGAGGGACCCCCAAAGCCUGAGGGACCCCCAAGGUCUGAGGGACCCCCAAGAACUGAGGGACCCCCAAGGAAUGAUGGACCCCCAAAGCCUGGGGACCCCCAAGACCUGAGGGACCCCCAAGACUUGAGGGACCCCUGAGGCCUAGGGACCUCUGAGUCCUGAGGGACCCCCAAGAACUGAGGGACCCCCGAGGAAUGAUGGACCCCCAAAGCCUAGAGACCCCCAAGAACUGAGGGACCCCUGAGGCCUGAGGGACCCCCAAGGCCUGGAGACCCCCAAAUCCUGGAGACCCCCAAAGUCUGAGAGACCCCCAAGGCCUGGGGACCCCCGAGGCCUGAGGGACCCCCAAAGCCUGAGGGACCCCCAAAUCCUGGAGACCCCCGAGGCCUGAGGGACUCCCAAGGCCUGGGGACCCCCAAGAACUGAGGGACCCCCAAAUCCUGGAGACCCCCGAGGCCUGAGGGACCCCCAAAUCCUGGAGACCCCCGAGGCCUGAGGGACCCCCGAGGCCUCCGAGGCCUGAGAGACCCCCAAGAACUGAGGGACCCCCAAAUCCUGGAGACCUCUGAGUCCUGAGUGACCCCCAAAUCCUGGGGACCCCCGAGGUGUGAGGGACCCCCAAAGCCUGAGGGACCCCCAAGGCCUGGGGACCCCCAAGAACUGAGGGACCCCCAAAUCCUGGAGACCCCCGAGGCCUGAGGGACCCCCAGGGAACCCCCAGGCUGAGCUUUGGGUGUGCUGAGCCCCCCACGCCUCCACAGGGGCACGGUGGGGGGACCCCCAUUUGGGGGGAGCCCCAUUUGGGGGGAGCCCCAUUUGGGGGGACCCCCAGCCCUGCGCCCCCUCACCCGCUGUCCCCCUUCGCAGCCCCCUCCCCGCCAGAAUUGUGUUUAUUUAUUGGAGCUGCCAAUAAAGCAGGGCCGGGUUUGUCCACG
Molecule: messenger RNA, 2492 nt
Organism: Lonchura striata (white-rumped munia)
Lineage: Eukaryota; Metazoa; Chordata; Aves; Passeriformes; Estrildidae
Gene: DHPS
Product: deoxyhypusine synthase
Biological process (GO): peptidyl-hypusine biosynthetic process
Cellular component (GO): cytoplasm
Molecular function (GO): deoxyhypusine synthase activity
Source: RefSeq, a predicted model, not a curated record